This is a messenger RNA of Gregarina niphandrodes, 2901 nucleotides long. RefSeq names its product putative WD40 domain protein. The record is from RefSeq and is a predicted model, not a curated record. Bases 1 to 2901 code for a protein of 966 amino acids. The transcript has a single exon. Gene Ontology annotation, molecular function: protein binding. Lineage: Eukaryota; Apicomplexa; Conoidasida; Eugregarinorida; Gregarinidae.
AUGAGUCGACGGUUCCCUUACCAGGUGUGGCGUUCCAUCGGUGCUGCCGCCGCGGGAGAUUGUGUUACUUAUGUCUACACGCAGGGUCGAUUGGCCGCAGGCGCGGAGCUCGGGGAGCUGAUAUUGAGUGGCGACCGAGACCGUAUUCAGGUCACGAGCGCUCGGGGCGACCAAAUAGCGACUCUUGGUGGUGGUCUGGACUCGCGCAAAAAAGGCACCCUGGACGAAGAAGGCUUCGCCAGCGCGGUCUUCGAUGACGUCAUACAGAUAGCAACCACCAUCACCGCGGUAGGUAUCUUAUAUAUCGCUGGAUUGCACAGGAGCGGAACGGUCCAGGUUUGGACCUACGAGAACCCGGCGGAGUCUCAGGACGCGGCGGGGUCUCAGGACGUGGCGGAGUCUCAGGACGUGGCGAUGCAGGACGGCGACACGGAGAAGGCAUCGGCAUUCAAGCCAGUGGCAUCAUGGAUGUUUUCGGCCCCGGGAGGCGCGCCUCGUUGGUUGGAGUGCCACAAUACAGUGCCGGUGGUAGCGGUGGCGUCUUCGAACGGCCGUUGCAAGGUGUACGACAUGACAACGGGUGCGUUGACCCACAACUUUGAGGGAUUGCUUAUCAACGGAGACCAGUGCAGUUUGUUACGGUUCCACCAAACGCGUGUGUUGUUACUAUUGGGUAGUAGCACGGGUGUGGUGCAUGUGAUGGACUUGUGUCGCAACGUCAUCUUGGUCUCGGCACAGGCCCACUCAACGGCAGUGUUGGAUGCGGCUUUCGUGGACAUCAAUUUGCCCCUAGGUAAGACGAACGGGUUUGUGCCCUGUUUCCUCACUGUUGGCGGCGAUCGCCAAGUGAAGUUGUGGUCUCUCAAGACGGUGCUGGAACGGGUUUUGGAGAAGUGUAAGCAGAAGCAUUUUGGAGCCUCGAAGGAACUGAGACACAACGGCUUCAUAGACCUAGGCCACCCCGUCCACGCACUCGAACUACUCACUGCCUCCAACACUCCGGACGCGUCUAAAAACGCUAAUGGUGCCAAGAGGAUGGCGCUGGCCGCCGAAAAUACGAGUGCUGUGAAGAAGGUGAUGGAGGCGGACUCCUCGCUGCGGAUUUUGGACAAGUGUUUGGUCGCAAUGAGUGCGAAGGAGACAUAUGCCAGCAUCGUCAUUGUGCCCCGGGCGGCCGUGGAGGAGGCCAUCAUCGACCAGGCCUUUCUCCAAAAUGCACCAGGUUGGUUCGCCCUCGCUGGGACGGAGGCGGGCGCUGUGGUCAUGCUAGAUGUUGUACGGAAACAGACCGUGCCAUAUCGCACGAGCGCCGCUCAAGCCUACCAGUUCCACGUCCCACGACCGCCAAUCCGCCGACUCUUUAAGUCGCCCAAGAACGACGCCUUCGUCGUCAUCACGACCAACCAGGGCCUCGUACACUGGCGCCUGAACGCGCCUUCGCUCGAGCCCAACAAAGCGCUACGCGGUGUAGGCACCAGCUCCUCCGCCGCCGUCGGCAUGGUCCUGGCCCCCACCCCUACCCCUGCGGGUGUCCCUAAGGACGUUGCCUCUACGGGUCCGGUGGGUCGAUGUUCGGUUACGUAUUCAUGCGGGAUCGACGGAAGCGUCAUCCGCGAGCGCGUAAUAUGGGACCGCGGCGAGUGCGAAGUUACGGAGAUGUUGGUGAACAGUGACGAGGUGAUUGCGGCUGUGGAUAUGUCGGAAUGUGGGAGGUAUUUGGCGUUCGUGACGAAGUUGGGUCGAUUGUGCGUGGUAGACAUGGAGCAGGGAAUGUUGGUUGCCGCGUGUCGGACUGGAGCGGUUGGUUCUCUGACAAACACAUGUUUCAGCCAGAAGCCGGUGGCGGCGGAGGCCACGACCAUUGCUGCUGGGCAGCCCUUUGUGGCUACUGUCGGUUCGGACAAUUUUAUUCGGCUGUGGGUGUUGAAUUUGGGUCCGGAAAAUUUGAAGUCGGGACAGAGUCCGGCUUCGAACCCAGGUGUGCCGGGUUGCGAGUUCGAGACGUCGACGGUGUUGUGGAAGGCGGCGGACAAGCCGGUGUACUGCGUAGCAGUAAACGGUUCGAACAAGGUGUUGGCGAGCGGCGGCGCAGACCGGACUGUGCGGCUGUGGCGGCCAAGCGACGGGAAGGCACUGGCGGUGCUGAAGGGACACAAGGCGGCUGUAACGGCGUUGGCGUUCCACCCGGCCGAGCCAUACCUGGCCUCGGCGAGUGUAGACGGGACGUUGCGCAUUUGGAACCUGAAGACGCACGAAUGCCAGCAAACCAUCAUGGGUGCGACCAACCACGUGCUGGUGCUCAAGUACAUUAUGCAGGGUAAUCGUCUCGCUGCCGGCUGCGCCGACGGUUCGGUACAGGCCUGGGAUGUAUCAAGCACACUCGCCGUGGAGUACUGCGGCACCAGUCUUGCACACGAUGACCGUAUUACCACACUCAUGGAAGCAUCCUUCGCCGAUCAACCGGCACUCAUCUCCGUUGCCGCAGAUGGUAGCUCGGCACUUUGGAGAGACCGCGGUACAGAAAUUAAACAAGAAGAAACGGCACACGAUCGCGCACAGAGAAAUGACCGCGCCAACGCCGACAUCUGGAUCGCACAAGGACAAUAUGCUCGCGCCAUCCGCGCCGCUUGCAAAUGGAAGAGCGUCGACAUUUUCGAAAAAGUCGUCGCCAAACUCAUCGAGUCAACCACACUUGAAAUCAGCACAUUUGAAACUGAGCAUGGCGUCAGUCAGAACGCCACCGGACCUGAUCUGGACCUGGUGCAGAUGAUCCGGGAGGAAUUCAAAACCGUAGAAGACAUCGAGGUCCUCCUCCUUGCAGCUGUGCACUUCUGCAAAAGACAGUCCACACUCUAUAUCGCACACUGGAUUUGCGACUCCAUCAUUCAAGCCUACAAGUAA